Fragaria vesca subsp. vesca is the source of this 348-nucleotide messenger RNA. RefSeq names its product cysteine proteinase inhibitor 1-like. NCBI's taxonomy places the organism in Eukaryota, Viridiplantae, Streptophyta, Magnoliopsida, Rosales, Rosaceae. Gene Ontology annotation, molecular function: cysteine-type endopeptidase inhibitor activity. The record is from RefSeq and is a predicted model, not a curated record. The transcript has a single exon. The coding region runs from base 1 to 348 and encodes 115 amino acids.
AUGCAUCCUCAAUACAUCUUUGCAGUCCUUGUUCUUCUUGUUCCCCUUGUUGUCAUCGUUUCCGUCGCCGCCGAGGGAGGCUGGAUACCUUUGAGUCCUAGCGAUCCACGUGCGAUAACAGUUGCCCAGUUCGCUAUAACAGAGUACAAUAAGAAUACUACACAGAAGCUAGUAUAUCAGAGUUUGGUUUCAGCCGAGAUAGCUCAAAUAUUAGGCACUCUUUAUCACCUUACGAUAGCGGCCAAGAAUGAAACGUCGCCUACCUCUGUUGCAAAUUAUGAGGCUGGAGUUUUGGUUAGACAUGGACAAGAUCCGAAAUUGACUGCCUUCCAUAUUGCUAAAUGCUAG